Plutella xylostella (diamondback moth) is the source of this 4107-nucleotide messenger RNA. RefSeq names its product hemocyte protein-glutamine gamma-glutamyltransferase. Gene Ontology annotation, molecular function: protein-glutamine gamma-glutamyltransferase activity. The record is from RefSeq and is a predicted model, not a curated record. Gene Ontology annotation, biological process: peptide cross-linking. NCBI's taxonomy places the organism in Eukaryota, Metazoa, Arthropoda, Insecta, Lepidoptera, Plutellidae.
AGCAAGUUCCCAGCCAGUGUGUGAGCGCACGCGCAAAGCCCGCGACGCGUUCUAAAUUUAAAUUUUAAAUUCGCAUUCGCAAUUUUUUUUUAUAACCGUCUCGAUCGGUGAAUAAAAGUUUGUUUGUGUUGUUUUUGCUGUGGUGUUUGCGUGAUUUUGUGAUUUUUAAGUUAGUAAAUCUAUUCAACAAUGGAGCCGCUGCAAGUGGACAUCGUGCACUUCUACCCCGCGGACAACGCGCAGCCGCACAACACGAGGAAAUACGAGGUGGUGAACGAGCUGAACCCCACGACGGCGGUGGUGCGGCGCGGGCAGCCGUUCAGCGGAGUGGUGCGGUUCAAGCGGCCCAUUGAUGAGGAGAACGACGUGGUGCAGCUCGUGUUUGUGCUGGGCGAGAACCCCCAGCUGGACAAGGACACGAUGGGCUCGGUGUUCAUCAAGCGGGAAUCCGUCCCGGAGAAGGGGAUCUGGUCCGCCCGGAUCACCGAUGUGCAGGACGACAACAUGAUGUUUGAGGUAUCCACCCCAGUGACGCUGCCAGUGGGCAGCUGGUCCGUCCGCGUGGUGACCCGGCGUAGAGGCACCAACCUGAGGGAGGUGUACGACUUCGAGUCCGACCUGUAUAUACUGUUUAACCCUUGGAACCCUGACGACCAAACCUACAUGGAAGAAACAGAGCUCCUGCAAGAGUACGUCCUCAACGACGUGGGCAAGGUGUGGGUGGGCCCGGCGCGCAGCAGCCGCGGCCGCGCGUGGCUCUUCGCGCAGUUCGACGAGGCCGCGCUGCCGGCCUGCAUGUUCGCGCUGGACAGAGCUGGCGUGCCGUUUCAGCACCGCGGCGACCCAGUGAAAGUCUCUCGCGCUAUAUCCCGCAUCGUGAACUCGAACGACGACCAGGGCAUCCUGAUUGGUCGCUGGGACGGCCAAUACGAGGACGGCACGGCGCCCACCGAGUGGACCAACUCCGUGGACAUCCUGCGCCAGUUCCUGGAGACGCAGCAGGAGGUGCCCUACGGACAGUGCUGGGUGUUCGCCGGGGUCGUUGUUACUAUCUGCAGAGCCCUCGGCAUCCCAUGCCGCGCCGUCACCAACAUCGUCUCCGCCCACGACGCAAACAGCUCUCUCUCAGUCGACAAGUACUAUACGGAGAAUAUGGACGACCUGGACUUUGACCCGAACAACCCUGAGGGGGUCGACUCUAUCUGGAACUACCAUGUGUGGAAUGAUGUCUGGAUGGCGAGGCCUGACUUGCCGGCUGGUUUCGGUGGAUGGCAAUCGAUUGACGCAACACCCCAAGAGAAAUCUUCCGGUCUCUACCAAUGUGGUCCAGCGCCUCUAGAAGCCGUGAAGCAAGGGGUGUUGGGCCUCAGCUAUGACGUGGGCUUCAUGGUGGCGACAGUCAACGCUGACCUGAUGCGGUGGAGGCGAGACCCUGAGUCGGAGACCGGCUGGAGCAUCGUGGAUACUAAGAACUACUACAUCGGCAAGAUGAUCCUAACGAAGAAGCCCUACGUGUUCGACCCGAACGGAGACGAGGAUCGGGAGGAUAUCACGCACCAGUACAAGCACACGGAGGGGUCCGCCUCGGAGCGACUGGCGCUCAUGAACGGAGUGAGACAGAGCGAGAGGGCUAAGAGAUACUACGCGGUGCUCAACAACACGAGCAGCGACGUGCAGUUCAGCCUGCGCGACAUCGACACCGUGUUCAUCGGCGAGGAGUUCCGGAUCUGCGUCGACAUCACCAACACUUCCGACGAGGGUCGCAACAUAAAGGCGGUGCUGUCAGCGACCAGCAUCUUCUACAACGGAGUCAAGUCGCAAGUCGUCAAGAAAGCUGAGGGGAAAAUCUUUGUCGGACCUGGGAAACGCGAGGAGAUCAGCAUCCAGGUCACCCCCGAGGAGUACCUGACGCGGCUGGUGGAAUACGGCAACCUGAAGAUCACGGCGAUGGCCAUCGUGGACGAGACCAAGCAAUCCUGGGCCGAUGAUGAUGACUUCGCCGUGCUCAAGCCUAUCAUCUCUGUUAAGUUCACAGACGAGCUCCUAGCCAGCCAGCCGGCCACGGUAGCCCUCUCCUUCAUGAACCCGCUCGACGUGCCCCUCACCGGCUGCGAGUUCCGGGUGACGUCAUCAGGCAUCUCGGGCCGCACGCUCGCGCUGCCGAUAGAAGAUGUUGGGGCUAAGGAGCUGGUGACCGGGCAGAUUCCGGUUAUGCCGCUUAAACCCGGCCCCAUCAAUUUUGUGGUGACGUUCAAGUCUAAAGAACUGAAGGACAUCAGCGGCGCGGCGAGUGCUGAAGUCUUUGAUUAAAUAUAUAUUUAUACAUAUAUCAUGAUAAUACUAUAAUUUAGCUCUCUUCUUUGUACUAAGGAUGUAAUGUUAUUGCGAAGUAUUUUUUUAUACGAUAAUCAGUUUAUGUUGUGCUGUAUGUUAAGUUUAUAGUUUAGAUUUUAUAUGAAAUUAAUUUUAUAAGUACAUAGAUAAUUAUGUACUUAGUACCGUAAGCUUAAAGUAAACUGUUGGGUAUAUUGAUAUGUGCCAUAUACUAUUAUAUUUACUUACAUUUUUUAAACAACAACAAAAAAUAACAGGUAGAAACUAAAUUAUUUUUGAUAUCCGUUUUUUAGACCGUAGCACAUUAUACAUAAGUGCAAAUUAAACCUGUGCAAAUGUAUAUUUUUCAAUAAAACAUCAGUUUAUUUAAGAAACAACGUUUAUUUGGUUGAGCCCUCAACCGCAUUUGAGGAUCUUUCAUUACAUUGCUUACACGACACUAACCGUAGGCAUAUCUGCAGAUUUUAACUUCAAUGACAAAUCAUAGAAAAGUACGAAAUAUACUAAAGUCGUUAUUUAAUCUGCAAAUAUGACGGUGUACAAACUAUAGUUGUAACCUAAAACCGCUUGACAUUUUUUCUAAAUCUAUAGAACCAUGCAUUGAAAUUUCUUUUAUACAAAUCUGUACAAAAGAACAUAGAAUAAUCUUGAGAAGAAACUCUUGAAACAUCACCAAUUCAUCGCUCAUCACGUCUUAAGCUUAAAACUAGGAAAUUCAUUCUCUGAUAUUGUAGUUUAAAUAAAAAAAAACUCAACAAGCUUGGUAUUUUGUAUAUAAAUAAUAUAACGAUUAUGUAUAUUUAUAAAUUAUCAUUAUCACACAACGCACAGGGAUUUUUAUACAUUGAUAUAAGUUGUUUUUUGUUUGGAUGGAAACAGAAAGGAACUCACCUUAUAAAAUGCAAAAAAAGUAUUAUUGAUUAUCAUCUCUUUUUUAUCCUAUAUAGAAUGAUAAAUAUUAAUUAUUUGGAUUUGAGGUUAACACGGUCGCGUAAUAAAAUGUACAGUACAGGUUAUAAAUAUCUAUAAUUUAGACUCGUUUUGUACCAAUAUUGACCUAAAAGUUAAUUUCAUAAUACUUCAAACUGAGAUAAUUAUUCGUUUAAAAAACAAUUUAUUUUAAUUAAGUAGGUAUUUAAAAUUAUUGCAGUCAGCCUUACGCUAAUAUGUAACAGUAUUUUUCUAUUCGAUUCCCAAACAAUAAUAUAUUAGACUUUUCUACGCAUUGCUUAUUCAAAAGUACUUAAUUGAAAUUGUUCAAUACUUAAUGAUAAUUAUUUGAUAAGACUUGUGGUUUUACUAUAAUCACUUAAAAUUUCGAUGGUUCAACUGCUACUCAUCAUAUAAAAGGACUUAGGUAUAUAUUUAAGUAUUUAGUAUUGCUCUAAAAAGGAAUGACAGUAAGUAAAUCCAAUUUUGCUUAUCCUACAUACAAAUGGUGAACUAAAACUAUUUGACUUAGUAUCCACUAGAUAUUCUCAAUUGCAUACAAAACCAAAAGUUUACGAGUAGUCCUUAGAUCUUAUUCAGUUUAGUUGAACGCCUUAAAGUAGCUUUUACAUUCUAAACACCAAUGGCAGUGGUUUGUGAUUGGCUCAAAGCGCACUUGACAUAUUAUUAUUAUUAUUUAUGUAAGCUGUAUACCGUUUACCCUACACUAACUACAAUUCCUUCAAAACUACCCAUCAAAAGUCCAACUAAAAGAAAACCAGGAAUCUAAUUGUAAAAACAAACUCACCUAUCAUCUAUAAAUUUAUCAGGAACGGUCCUAUU